AUGUCUGCUGAGCAUGAGAACGGCAGUCCUUCGGUGCCAGCUCCAGACGCUGAAGCUGUUGAGCACCUCAACAUCAAGGUGACAGACAACAACAAUGAGGUUUUCUUCAAGAUCAAGAAAUCGACAAAACUGGAGAAGCUCAUGAAUGCAUUCUGCGACCGACAAGGAAAAGCAUUCAACACGGUUCGUUUUGUGUUUGAAGGACAACGAGUUCAACCCACAGAUACACCUUCAGCACUCGAAAUGGCCGAUGGCGACACGCUUGAGGUGUACCAAGAACAAGUUGGUGGUUGUUGA
Molecule: messenger RNA, 297 nt
Organism: Verticillium alfalfae VaMs.102
Lineage: Eukaryota; Fungi; Ascomycota; Sordariomycetes; Glomerellales; Plectosphaerellaceae
Product: SMT3
Exons: 2
Coding region: 1-297 (98 amino acids)
Biological process (GO): protein sumoylation
Cellular component (GO): septin ring; nucleus
Molecular function (GO): ubiquitin-like protein ligase binding; protein tag activity
Source: RefSeq, a predicted model, not a curated record